This is a messenger RNA of Acanthosepion pharaonis, 618 nucleotides long. Lineage: Eukaryota; Metazoa; Mollusca; Cephalopoda; Sepiida; Sepiidae. The record is from the annotation of a GenBank genome assembly.
AUGUUGUCUUUGCAUUACGACCUUUCAUACUUUCUGAACAAAUCAUUCAUUUACAUUCUGACUCAUGGUGCCGUCCUGUUCCCAACACUCAGGCUGCAAUAUCCAAUUCUGUCCUCUACACACGACACAAUUACACUCUUUUUCUAUCUCAUUCUCUCUCUCUCCCUCUCUCUCUCUCUCUCUCUCUCUCUCUCUUUUAAACUUUUAUUUAUCUCUCUUUUGUAUUUUCUCUAUCUCUUUCUUUUUUCUUUCUCUCUUUUUCUUCUUCAUUCAUUAUUGCCUCUCUUUUUUCCUCACACUUUAUCACUUUUUUCCUUCUUUCUUCUCUCUUUCUCGUUCAUUUUAUUUCUUUUUCUCCUUCUCUCUAUCUAUCUCUUUCUCUUUCUUUCUCUCUUUUACUUUUCUCCCAACCAACCAACUUCUCUUCGUCACACUCUCAGACUUUUGCACACGCUUCGUCGGUCACGAACUGUUUAUCCAAGCGGCUAUUGUUUGUCGUCGUCAACCGUCGGAGAGAGAGAGAGAGAGAGAGAGAGAGAGGAAACCCAACUUAACCCAGCAAUACACCCGAUUCUGAUCAGCGCGACACCCUCCCGGCCUGUCUUUACUAUCCCUUAA